GACACCUAAGUGCGCGCCAAUCGACUACGCCGUCAGUAGUCAGAGUCAGCAGUAGUCGAACAGAACGCCGGGAAGAUGAACUAUCUGAGAAGCGUGACCCCGCUGCUGCUCCUGGCAGUCCUGGCACGUGUUCAGGGUCUUACGAUUCACAAUGCGCCCACUUUACUCACUGGCGCACCGCCGUGUCCAAGCCCUUACGGGGUUCACGCUUACGCGCAUCCCGAAGACUGCGGUGCCUUCUUUCUGUGCACAAACGGCAGUCUGACUUUUGAAUAUUGCGAGAACGGACUUCUAUUCGACGGACACGGCAACAUCUACAAUCAUUGCAAUUACAACUGGGCCGUCGACUGCGGAAAUCGCAAAGCCGACUACACGCCGAUCAGCAGCCCGGGCUGCGAGUAUCAGUUCGGUAUGUAUCCGGAGAGCGACAGUUGCAGCACCACUUACGUCAAAUGCAUUCACGGCGAACCUCAUCAAGCUCACUGCGACCCCGGUCUGGUCUACAACGCCAAGACUCACACCUGCGUCUGGCCGGACGAGCUUAUUCCCUUUUGCAAUCCCGAGGCCAUAGUGGGUUUCAAGUGCCCGCACAAACUGCCCCCCAACAGCCCCGCCACCAAGUUCUGGCCCUACCCGAGAUUCCCUGUGCCAGGUGACUGCGGCAGACUGAUCACCUGUGUCGACGGUCAUCCGCGACUUCUCACCUGCGGAGAUGGAAAACUCUUCGACUCAGUGAGUCUGACCUGUCUAGAUCCUGACGAAGUUCCUCACUGCUCUAAUGGCGUUUAAGAAUAAAGCACGUUCCUUUUUGAAAGUUUGAUCUUCCGACAUUCUCAAUCAACGAAACAACCAACGAAAAUCAACAACAAAAAACGUUCGAUAACAAAUAAAAUUUCAGCGAAAAGGUGUAACAAUGUAAUCUUAAAAUUAAAAAAAAAAACGAUAAUGUGCAAAACCAUUACAAAUACAUAAUUAUGUUGUACAUAAAAAAAUUGAGCAUUGAAACUAUCACAAGACAAGAAAUAAAAAUUGUAAAAAUUAAGAAAAACGAGAAAAUUGUAAUAAAUAACAAAAGAAUUUAUACAAAAAAAAAAAAGAACUAAAAAAGAAACCUGCAAGAAGAAAAUUAAAACAUUAAUCGAAUAUAUGCGAAAAGGUGAAAAAAUGCUAUCUUCUAUUUUGGUUCGGCGCUGAAGAUAGAAAAACAAACGGGGGACAGUUAAUAAUUGUAAAUUAUUAUCAAUAAAUGUGUUUAAAAGAGAGAGUAAUUGCAUGUAACGCGCGUGAAGAAUGAGUACGGUGUAUGUAGUACAUAUUAUGUAUAUUUAUAUAUAGUACGAUAUAUGUAAUACAUAUAUGAAUGUAUUUAUGAUAAAUAGAAUAACAAUGUACAGCCAGGCAACAUUGAAUAAAAUCUGGACAUGCGUAUAAAAAAUAUACAACGUACAGUUUAUUCCAAUCGAUCUACAUGUACACGAUACGAACCUUAACGAUUACGAGAAGAGAGAAGAGAUAGAAGGAAUUAUUUACAUCUCGACCAAUGAGACGACGGAGACGAGAAUAGAGAGACGUGAACGGUCCUGAGAAACUGAAAAACAACUGUGAGAGAUGUUCGCGAUUAACAUUUAUCAAUUGAUAAAUACGUGAGAAUACGUGAGUCUCCGUUCUCGGGAGGGGGAAAAAAGCUCGAUCGGGGUCACAAUAAUACAAAUGGAUCAAUAGAUCAAUACCGAUCAAUAAAUGGGAUAUCGAUCGAUAUGGAUCAAUGGAUCGAUAGAUCGACAAGUCUCGGUCCUUGGAAAUGUGUUCAAUCAACUCUUCGAAAUUCUUUUUUCAUAUUUUUAUAGACUAUAACGAUCGUUUUUGUUUCAAACACAAUUCCUGCAUUUACGUGUCGUCUUCUAUCAACUUUGUGUGAUUUUAGUUGUAACAUAACUUUAUCAACGGUGCUUAAAAUUUUCAUUACAAUCAACACUUCUAAACUUCAAUAAAAAAAAAAAAAAA
This is a messenger RNA of Pseudomyrmex gracilis, 2004 nucleotides long. RefSeq lists its product as uncharacterized. The record is from RefSeq and is a predicted model, not a curated record. The coding region runs from base 76 to 789 and encodes 237 amino acids. Gene Ontology annotation, molecular function: chitin binding. Gene Ontology annotation, cellular component: extracellular region. The transcript is spliced from 5 exons. Lineage: Eukaryota; Metazoa; Arthropoda; Insecta; Hymenoptera; Formicidae.